GAGAGAGAAAUAAGGAGGAGGGAAAAGGGAAGAAAGAAAGAAAGAAAUUGGGAUCCAAUGCCAAACAAAAGCUCAACGUGAAGUUGCACCUCGAUGUGCAGCUCUCCCGAGGACCAGGCGAGAUAGAUGUGGAGUGCCAGGACUUGGGCGCAUCAUGAACGCUCAGCUGACGAUGGAGAACAUCGGGAAUUUGCAUGGAGCGAACCAUGAUUCACUGGUCCAGUCGGGCGACCUGAUGAGCAGCUCUCACAGCCGCAUCGCUCACCGCAACCUACCGGCCCACGCUCGCUCCAUGGUGUCCAGCAUGGCUUCCAUCCUCGACAGCCCCGCCAGCGACUACCACCGGCCCCCGGAACACGCACUGGCCGCCCCGCUCCAUCCCACCAUGACCAUGGCUUGCGAGACCCCGCCCGGGAUGAGUAUGAGCAGCACCUACACCACCCUGACCCCUCUCCAGCCGCUGCCCCCCAUCUCCACCGUGUCGGACAAGUUCCCUCACCAUCACCACCAUCACCACCACCACCAUCACCAGAGGCUCCCGGGCAACGUGAGCGGCAGUUUCACCCUCAUGAGGGACGACCGGGGUUUGAGCUCCAUGAACAAUCUCUACAGCCACUACCAUCACAAGGAGGUGACCGGCAUGGGGCAGGGCUUGUCGCCUCUGUCCGGCUCCUCUCUGGCCAAUGGCUUGGGCGCCAUCCACACCUCCCAGCAGGGUCUAGCGUCCUAUGGUCACCCGGGAGGACCCAUGCCCGGCGACAAGAUGCUGACCCCCAAUGGCUUUGACGGGCACCCGGGGCUCCUCGGCCCCCGGGGGGAUCAGCACCUAAGCCGCGGGCUGACCCCUCCGUCGGUAGGCAUGGUGCCCAUCAACGGGCUCCACCAUCACCCUCACGUCCACCCUCACGGCCAGGGUCACGGGCAGGUCCUGGGCUCGAUACGGGGGGAUCAACAGCCCCCUUCCUCCAACGGCUCCCAGGCCAGCGGGGGCUCGGGGCAGCUGGAGGAGAUCAACACCAAAGAAGUUGCUCAGAGGAUCACCACGGAGCUCAAGAGGUACAGCAUCCCGCAAGCCAUUUUCGCCCAGCGGGUGCUGUGCCGCUCGCAGGGCACCCUGUCGGACCUCCUGAGGAACCCCAAACCCUGGAGUAAGCUCAAGUCGGGCCGGGAGACUUUCAGGCGCAUGUGGAAAUGGCUCCAGGAGCCGGAGUUCCAACGAAUGUCGGCCCUGAGGUUGGCAGACGCGUUCCCACGUCACGUUGAUUGUUGUGGUCAGAGAUGCUCGGGGGAGAUGGCCACAGCAACGUGCAAAAGAAAAGAGCAAGAACACGGGAAAGAGCGGGGAGCAACUCCCAAAAAGCCUAGGCUGGUGUUCACGGAUGUGCAGCGCCGGACUCUACACGCAAUAUUCAAAGAAAACAAGCGUCCGUCCAAAGAAUUGCAAAUGACCAUUUCUCAGCAGUUGGGGUUGGAGCUAAGCACCGUCAGCAAUUUCUUUAUGAACGCUCGCAGGAGGAGUUUGGAUAAAUGGCAGGACGACGGCAGCAGCUCCAACUCAGUCAACUCAUCUUCCUCAUCAAGCACUUGUACCAAAGCAUGAAGGAAAAAACAAACAAACAAACAAACCGCGGACUUUAAAAAAAAAACACCUCGGUGGAAUAGCUUUAAAAAAAUCAAUAAUAACCAGGACCUCCGGUUAGCAGGUAUAAUUAUUGAACUAAACAGAAAAAAAAGAAAGAAAAGACGAUAUAAUAUUUAUAUGUCCAACGAAACCAAAGACUUUUAAUUCACCUGCAUUAGGACUUCGUUCUACAACACUUUAUUAGGACUUUUUGCAAAAAAAAAAAAAAAAUUCCCACUGGUCGUAUUUCCUUCAUCACUGACCAUUGUUUCAAAGUGUGUGGCUGUUAAGUCGUUGGGAAACAUAGUCAUGUUAUUACGUGAGAGAGAAAAGAAUAUAGACCAUUACUUCAAACACGUGGACCCAUUUCACUUCUACGGAAAUGCCAUGAAGGUGUAUGUGUGUAGAAGUGCCGUGUACGUACCAGUGGUCACAGACUUUUUUGCCAGGGGCUGGUCUGCAAGGUUGUGCUCAGACACGACCAUUGAAAAUUGUGGAGUCGUUGGAAUGUGAUUGGGUUUAUCCAGCCUCUCAUUGCUUUGAACGUGAAUGCUCCUGUUUCGAGCACUGUGUUCAAAGUGUCUUGAGAGCUAUUUGUCACCUCGCACUGGUACUUCCUCUUUGUUCCAAUAAUGCAACAAGUAUCUUAAGCUAAAUGACCAAAUAUUAUCUUUUUUUAAUAAUAUUUUUUAAACAAACAUACAACAGCAAACCCAGAACAGUAGGAGGACACGAUUGUGUUUAAUAACGAUUAAAAAAGCAGGACAAAACAACAGUGAGAAUUCGCAAGAAGCACAAAUAUUAUUUUUUAUUCAGAAUAAUGUUCUGCUACAAUGGAACCUACCACAAGAUUUUGUUUCCGAUGUAUUUUUGCACACUAAAUUAAUGAUGUUCUAUUGAGCAACACUUCCUUUUUAUGUAAAAUAAUUUUUACCACUGAAAUUCCACCAUUUUAACUUCAAUAUAAUCAUUGUUCACUCGAUAUCCAAAGAGUAGUAUAGGCAGAUUUAGCAAUGGUAUGGGUGGUGUUGUCAAAAGUCCCAGCUGAAAUGAAUAGUAAAUUGAAUACUGUAUAUUAGCAUCAGAAGCCUCUUAAUACAAGGACAACAUUUUUUUUAACCUACAACCAACACAAAACAACCCUCUCCUUCCUCCCCCCCACCAAAAAAAAGUCACUAAAAAGCAACAUCUUUAAUUUCCUCAUGCACAUUUUGGUGAAUCCUCUCCUAUUUCGUAACAGAACAAGUCGCAGAGUAGAAUUAUGACUCUAAUCUUAUUUUACAGUGUUUGGCUGCAAUGCCAUUUUAUUGGUUUAGUGCUUAAUGCAAUGGGCGUCCAAACUCCCAAGUAAACCUCUAAUGUAUCAGGAAAAGGUCAAUCAUUCACGCGUUCCAUAUUUUAUGUCUGGAAAUGAUGAAUCCGCUAUUCUAUUAGAUCCUGGCUGAUCUGUACCUCAACUCCAAUUACCAGCCUUUGCCCCAUAUCCCUUGAUACCCUUACCUAACAAAAAAAAUCUAUCCAACUCAGUCAUGAACAUUUUUGAUGGAUCCAUACAUCCACGGCCUUUUGGGGGAGAGAGUUCCAGAUUUCUACUAUCCUUUUCUUGAAAAAAAAUGUGGUAAUCAUAACUAACAAGCGCAAAUUAAAUGUCGAUUCUUGCCAGUUGUUGCUCUCCUUCCCCUCCCCCACCCCAUCUCCCCUCCCCCUGUGAACACCAACGUCAAUCCCCAGCAGUCUGGACUGUUUAGUGUGCAUAUGUAACUCUGGGAAUUCAUUCAGGAAAUGUUGUUUUUCUAAACUAUGUUUUACAAAAUGCUGACAGUCAAAUUGUCAAACAAUUUCGAUGCAUCAAUUAACAGGGAGAUACCUUAUUAAUCAAUACAGUACUAGUAUUAGGACCUAUAAAGUGUCACAAUAUCUAGUUAUAUAUCUACAGUCAACAUUAGAAUGAAAAUUGUGAUAUUGGCCAAAGUUUAGUGAAAGUGCUGUUAACCGUGUUGUACAGGUCUUGUGAUGUAAGCAACCAAUUGAGUUACAGGUUCCUCUCAGUGUUUGAAUAUACCUUCUGUAGAUCAUCUGCUAAAAACCAAAGAGAACUAUUUGUUCAGGAACAUUGCACUUGUGUUAGAAUGUAGUAAGCUAUAAUGCUAGAUCAGUCGUUUGUAUCUCAGUUGGUCGCUUUACCAUUCAUUUCCCCUUACAGCAUAUAUUUGUUUGCACACUGAUACAGUGGGUAAUAGUGUGAGCAAAUUACGUGGCAUACAAACGUCUUGAGGGACGAGUAGUAAAACAUUGAAUGUAGCCUGGAUGGAUUGAAUCAUGUAUUACUAUAACUCAUAACGGGCUGCCCAGAGCCUAUCUCAGGACUGGAAGACCUUAUGAGGAGGCCUUGGUUGCUUGAGCAGGUUUGCGAUUGUUUCCAAGUCCUAUUGGGUGCCUGUUACUAAUGUGUCAUCCCCCUCCGCCUCCCCAGCAAAUGGCACGUUAUAUUGGCGUAAGCCUUUUACGGAAGAUAAAUUCACAGUCAGUAUUGGUGGUAAUCAGUGUCAAUACCUUCUAUACCUCAGGUCUAAGGUCACACAAACUCAAUAUGCAAACGAGAACCCUCCCCACUCCCACAUACGCCCCCACCCUCCACCCCACGGGAUCUGCUUAUCUCAAGUUUAGCUGUUUCUUAACAUCAGCUGAAGUUAAACACCCACCAGUCAUUAUACUAUAUCAUAUUUAGUAAAGUCCCCGUCAUUAUAUUGGGCCAUAUAAUCUAACAGUAUACAAUAAAAUGGAUAGUAUGAUACAAUGGAUAAUGAUAGCCAAGGGAAUCAGGAAAGUAGGCUCCCAUCUCUUUGGGAAAGAGAGUAAUUGAUGCAUCAGAAACUGUUUAGGGAAUCGGUCAUCACCAUAUUUUGCAAAAGCUACAAUGACAGGGAAAAUAGCAGAAUACACUUUCCUUUUGUUUUUUUUUAAACGGUUUGUCUUUAAUGGUAGUGGGAAAUUGCACCUGUUUAAAGGUGCAAAAUAGGAAUCUACCCCCCCCCCAAAAAAAAAUCUAUAUAUAUGUAAGAUCGAUGUUUGGGGAACGUUUGCCAAACACAAAAUCAAACAUCCGCAAUCAGAAAUUGGGAAACAAACAUACAUUUCUUAACUUGGUUUGAAUUUCAAGCCUUUUCUGUGAAUAAUCAGACUUCCCUCGGGGAAUAUGAGAUGAUGGGAGGAAUGAAUGAAUGAAAGUGUGUAGACUGACGAGGUAGAUUGUGGUAUGAGUGAGAUUUUUUUUUCUUUUACUGCUUUAGAUUUACUGUUAUACCUUUUAGGGAUAUUUUAUAAACCCCUCCCCCCUCCGCCUCACCCCCUUUUCCCUGUCCCGUUCCAUGACUAUAAUUAUCAAAGAAAAACAUUAUGACAUUUUAACAUCGACCAAUCUCUGUGAACAAAGAGAAAGUACUAGUGAUUUUGUUUUUUGAAGGGUGGCACUAAGCCAGGUGCGUUCUUAACGCAGGUCCAUCCUGAUGGAUACUAAAUCCAGAUUUUAACAAUAUUCUGGCCUUGUGUUUCUUGUGGUGUGGUUAGCUUUACGAUACAUUUGGUAAUCAUUUACUAGUAUUAAGGCAAAAGAAGCAAAGGUAAAAAUAGCUGCUUCCACGUGUAAAAAAAAAUGUGUAAAGAUCUACUAUUUAUAGUGUGAACCAAAGACGCUACCUCACUCGAUUUCCAUUCGUGAUUUUAAUCACAUUGAUGAUACCAAAGAAUACCAAAGAUUUUUUGUUGCACGACCUACUUGUGUGGGCUACUUGGCGUUUCCUUCCUUAAACCCUCAACUGUCACUCAGUGUGAAGU
Molecule: messenger RNA, 5455 nt
Organism: Callorhinchus milii (elephant shark)
Lineage: Eukaryota; Metazoa; Chordata; Chondrichthyes; Chimaeriformes; Callorhinchidae
Gene: onecut1
Product: one cut homeobox 1
Exons: 3
Coding region: 155-1600 (481 amino acids)
Biological process (GO): regulation of transcription by RNA polymerase II
Cellular component (GO): nucleus
Molecular function (GO): DNA-binding transcription factor activity, RNA polymerase II-specific; RNA polymerase II cis-regulatory region sequence-specific DNA binding
Source: RefSeq, a predicted model, not a curated record